CCUUAUGCAACGCGAGCCGGCUAUGAUAUAAUUGCGGAAGCACUCAGUGGUUUUAUGCAUGUUAAUUCUUGUGCUAGUGGCAACCCGCAUCAGGUAGCCGUCGCUCUGAUCGAUAUGAUUACAGGGUUAUAUGCGCAUGGAGCAAUUUUAACGGCUUUGUUGCAACGAAAUCAAACGGGCAAAGGACAAAAAGUUGAAUGUAAUCUUCUUGCCACUCAGAUGGCAGCACUGUUGAAUGUGGCGAGCAAUUAUUUGAAUGCUGGAGUGCUCGACUGCAGUGAGGCAGUGCAGCGAGAAAGCAUACUGCCUUGCCAGGCUUUCAGAACCAAGGAUCAGCGAUAUUUCGUCGUUGCUGUUGGCAGCGAUAGCGGCUUCAAAAAAGUUCGAAAUUAA
Molecule: messenger RNA, 393 nt
Organism: Gongylonema pulchrum
Lineage: Eukaryota; Metazoa; Nematoda; Chromadorea; Rhabditida; Gongylonematidae
Source: the annotation of a GenBank genome assembly